AUGCUUUGUUUGCUAAUUGUUAUACUGAUACUUUACGCAUCAAUUGAUAUUUCGACAAAUUAUGGUCCAGUUAUAAUCGUGUAUAUUAUUGUUCUUGAAUUUGGAAGUAUGUUAAUUUCUUACAUUUUGUUACAAUUCCCUUUUUUCUAUCGCAUUUUAAAAAAUAUAUUCACAAGAGCAAGAAACAUAAACAAAUAUUCACAUCAAUAUAAACCAUUUUAUUAUGAUAGUCCAUCUAAUAGUGAUGACAAGGAUUCCAUUAGCAUUGAGAGAGGCAAGAAAAAGAGGAGAAAUACAUUUGCCCUUUUCACUAUAAAUAGAAAUAAUAAUAAAAGGUAUAGUGUGAAAAAUCUUUUCAUGGGAUAUAAUAAAUCUAAACGCGAAAAGAAGGAGAAGAAAAAUGAUAAACCAGAUGAUAGUGACCGUUUAGCUAACGGAUUACUAACGAAUGUGGGUUCAGGACAAUCCAAGAUGCAAAAGAAUGAAAAUAAUAUACUGACGACUAUAGGAAAAAAUCGAAAUAAUGACGAUAAUGGAAAUAACUACAAGAGACAAAGUAUCUACCUAGAUGAUUGCAACAUGUGGAUGAAUAGUGAUAUGAAAAAAGUGAAUAAGAAGAAAAAUUUUAAUUUUUCCAAAUCCCUUAGUUUUAAUAUUAAUUUAAAUGAAGAUAAUGAUAUGAUGUUAAAAGAUUCAGCUAGUUUCAGUAAUAUCAAAAUAUUUCUUGGACAUAGAUCAAGUAAAUUUGUUCCAAGUAAGAGUAAAAUAAAAUCUAUAAAAUCUUCCAUAUAUAACAAAUACGUCCCAUUAACAUUUACUUCGUCUUAUAAAAACAAUAUGGUUACACAAUUUUUGAAAGCACAUACAGAGAAUAUACAAUCAGGUAGCUCUGAAUAUACAUCUUCUUGCAGUGAAGAAGAGGUAGGAUUUAACAAAAAUAGAUACAAAAAAGUAUGUAUUCAGAAAUGUGAAGAGAAAAGAAAUAAUGGAAAAAAAAUGGAAAUAUCAGAUCAGAAGAAAGAAGAAGAUGAACAUUUUCAAAAACGUAUGAUAUGUAAGGAAAUAAAAUCACAUAGCAAAGAAGGUUUAGAUAUUAGAUCCAAUUUAUAUACAGCAAAAAGUGCAAUACUAUUUAGUAAUAAAAAAAAAAAGAGAAAAUAUCAAUAUGAGAAAUUAAUUCGAGGUAGAACUCGUUAUUUUAGAAGAAUGAAAUGUUUGAAUAAGAUAAAAAAAUUAUUUUAUUUUUUUAUUAAUUAUAAUAUGAAAUCUUCUAAAACGAGGAAUAAUUUAUUUCUCUUUUUUAGAGGAAUAUCUCUUUAUAUAAAACAUCAGUUUGUACAUUACAUGUCUUAUGAACCCGUUUGGAUUAUUGCUAUAUUGAUUAGAAUAGUUAUGUGGUGUAUUGUAUGGCUAUGGGCAGCUAGCUAUAUGGAAAGAAAGCCAAAAAAUUAUCAAAUAACAGAAUGGAAUAUGAAAAAUGUACCUUCCUUAUAUGGGUACAUAGAAUGCACAUUCCAAUGGUGUGGUGUUUUUGAUUAUUUUUUUGGAUUAUACUUUACAAAUAAUAAAUUGAAAUAUAUUUUCUCUUUUUUUUCAUUAAUAGAUUUUAUAACCACACCUGUAUCUUCAUUAAUCAUGAAUUUCAUGUGUGAAAAUAAGUAUAGUCAAAAUUACUGGUUUUUGAUAUUAGGUCCGUUAAGAUUUUUAAGAUUAGUAAGAGCAGAAAGUACAAUCAGUUCAUGCUUCUUCUGGUUGAGUGAUGUAAAAAUUAUAAUUAUUGGAAUUAUCAUUUUGGCAUUAGCAAUAUUAUUUACUUUUUCUGGAAUCAUGUAUAUUUUAGAAGCUCCAGAUAUAGAAAGAGAUUUUGUGACACCUCUCGAUUUUAUAUACUUUGGUGUUAUAACUAUGUCAACUGUUGGAUAUGGAGAUUAUACUCCUGUAACACCUGCAGGUAAAUAUUUAACAAUGUUUAUUAUAAUUACAUGUAUCAGUUUUGUUGGAGCACAAUUUAAAAGAUUGAAGGAGGCCAUGUUUAGUCCUAAAACAAUCAUGGGAAUUAUUCCAAAACAAGAUGAUGAUUAUAUACUUAUACUUGGUCCAGUAAGUCCUACUCAAUUAUUAUACAUUUGUAAAGCAAUAAAUAACAGCUUUCCAAAUUCAGUAGAAUCAAUUUUUUUAUUUACUCCUUUACCAGUUAUUAUAUACCGUUUUGUCUAUGGGAGUAUAGUGAAGAAUACAAAUAUAAAAGUAUGUAUUAAUGGAGGAAAUGAAUGUUUCAUUUGUCCAAGUAUCAUUUACGAUGCUGUGAUAAAUGCUAGAGCUUUGUACAUAUUGAAUAAUGUGGAUUCAGAAAAAUACACACUUCAGAAUCAGCAAAUAUUUUUGGCUAGCAACAAUUUAAAUUUUAAUAACAAUGAUCAGAGUCAAAGAAUUAGUUCAAAUGAUAUUAUACAUAAUAAUAUUAUAAACAAAUUUAAUGGAGAGAAAACAAAGAAGUGGAAAUAUUCAGAUAUUUUCUCAGAAUAUAAAAAUGAAAUAAACAAAAAUAAUAUGCAUAAUUUAGAAAUGAACAUGAACAUUAAUGAUUCUCAUUUUGUAAAAGAAAGAGAUGAUCAAGAAUGUCUUUUAAGAUUCAUAGGAACCUACAACAUUUGUAACACACUGAUACCUAUCACACUUCAGUUGUCUAAUAAUACUUAUGAGGAAUUAAUAAAAUCCAUGAAUGUAUACAACUACCUCAGCAUGGAAGAGUUGAAAUAUGCACUACUAGCCAAAAGCAUAAAUUGUAAAGGACUUUUCUUCUUAAUCAUAAAUUUUUUUUACAAACCAAAGGCAGUUAAAAGUUUGAAGAAAUACAUUAUUGAUUUGAAAUUGCUCAUGUAUAAUAGAAUUCUGAAACGAAAGAACCGAGAAAAAAUGAAUAAUGCUGCAGGAAAUAAUAUUAACAGUAGCAGUGAAAUGUCCUCUUCUGCUUCAGGGAUGUCAUUCAAUGCCAUGGAUUCUGAUAUAAGACCGAUGAAGAAAUCGAAGAACCCACGUGGCAACACAUUCAGGGAUAGACAACCUGGUACCUUCAACAGGAGAAGCGCUGUGCAGCGAGGGAGCCAAAAGAGGAGAAACAAAGAGGAGAAAGAUAAGAAGAGUGAUAAGAAGAAAGGGAAGAAUAAAAUUAACAAUUCUGAAAUGGACAAAACAGAAAUGAAGGAGACGGAGAUGCAGGAGGUGAAUAGGAAGGGAGUGAAUGCAAGCCAUUCUGAUAUGCAACAAACUAGACAGAGCAGUAGUAGCGAAUCAGAAGGAGAGAAAAAAAACAAAGUGAUAGAAUCAAAAGAAAAUAUAGAUAGCAUAUAUCAAAAUGGCAUGUUCCUUUUGAAAUCUAUGGAAGAAGUAGAUGUUUCACAUAGCCCUAGUUAUAGGAACUAUUAUCAUAUGCUUGAAAGAGUUAGUUUAAAUAUGUAUUACUAUUUAGAAGGCUUAAAGUAUAACAUUUAUCGAUUUCAAUUUCCUGAAUGUAUGAGAGGUUUUUUAUUUCAAACAGCGACAGAAUAUUUGUACCAAAAAUAUAGCGCCUUUUUAAUUGGUAUUAUAACUAUCAAUAAGGAAAUAUUUUUAAAUCCAUCUGAUUAUAUUAUAGGAGAAGAAAAUAAGUUCUAUUAUACUUCUGCUUUUUCUGGCAUUAUUCUAACUACUAGUUUAGAUAACUUGAUUAAGUUAUCUUCUAUUAAGAAUAUCUCGAAGAAGGUGUACGAGUAUAACGACAGAAGAAUCAGUGAGAGAUUUCAUCUUACCACGAAAAGUGUACCUCCUCGAAGUAGACAUAAAGGAGAGCAGGAGCAGAAGGAGGAGGGAAUGCAUCACUCCUGUGAUAAUGAAAACGAUGCUAGAGAAAAAGGGAAGAAAAAGACAUAUUCAAAACGUGGGAAAGUUAAUUUCAGACAAAAUGAUGACGAAUCAAUUACAAGUCCAGAUGUAGACCAUAAGGGGGAAGAAAAUCAUAAUGAUAAUAAUGGCGAAAACAAUCGUGUCUGUAAGAAUAAUCGUGAGGAAGAUGACCCAAAGGAAGGAAAAAAGAGAGGAAGAAGAACUUCUGAUCCAGAGGAAGGAAUAAUAAGAAGGAAGAGUAACCUCUUUUACAAUUUCAUUUUGGGUAUUUAUGAAAUUGAUAAUUACAUAUCAGCAUACAGGGACAUAUUUACAGAUAAGAACAAACCCUUGCUGCUCGUGUGUGGGUGGCCAGACAACAUACACAUGUUUCUCAAGCAUUUGCAGAUGCGCUUCGGCAGUUGCCUGCGGCACAAGGGGAAGAAAAUGAGAAGGUGCAAACAGAAUCGGAAUCGGAAUCGGAAUCGGAAGCAGAAGCAGAACCAGAACCAGAAUCAGGAGCACGACCAGAAGCAGAACCAGAAGCAGAAGCAAAGGAACUACCAUACGGAUGCAUGCAGUAAUGGAGAAAGCAGCAGUGGUCAUGGAGACUGUAGUAGCAGUUCAGAAGACAGCGGGAGAGAUAGUGUCCUGGAGAACAAGAUGAGGAGGAAUAAAAAAAAAAUCCGCAUGGAAAUGAAAUAUAAUAUGAUAAUUCUGUCUUUGCAUGUGCCAAAAUUCAACUAUGAAAAUGAUAUUUUCAACUUUUCCGAUAGCGUUGCAUUUAUCAGAGGGUCAGCAUUAAAUAGCACAAACUUGAUACAAGCAGGUUUAUUCUAUGCAAAGAGACUCGUAAUAUUCAAUGCCAAUCAUAGUCUCUUCAUUGACAAGGAUGCAUACAGAAUAGAUAACGAAGUUAUAAUCAUAAAAAAUAUAAUAUAUCAGUUAUACAAUACUGUGCUAAAGAAUAAAUAUAAUUACCUAAAUUUGAUAAAAAAAAUUUUUAAAAAAGAAUUUAAGGAUGAAAAUAUUAACGAGAAGGUAUUUUCUACUAAUAUGUCUCAUCAACUGAAUGAAAUGAUAAAAGUGACAACCUGCUCAUCCUCCUUGUUCACCACAUCGUGUGCAUCAUCUCCAACAACAUCAUCUGCAUCAUCUUCAGACAGGUCCCCCAUAUCAUCUAACACUAGCAGCUCCAAUUACAGCUCGUCCAAUCGAAGCAGUAAUAGUAGUUCAUAUAUACAGCAAAGGGGAGGGAGAAGAAUGCUAAACAUUUUUAAUACUAAUCGAAAUCCAUACCUUAUAUGUUUAAUUAAGAAUUCAGAAAGCUUAGAAUACAUUGAUGGAAGUAUAAAUUUAUCAUAUGAAAAUUAUAACGACAAUGAAAAAAUGAAUAAAAUAUGGGAAAAUUGUGGAGAAUAUAUUUACACAUUUGAACUUGUUUCAGCAAACAUAUUUGUUGAUGAGAUGCUUCAUAAUUUAGUUUCUUUUUCUUUACCCAUAAGUAAAUAUGCAAUUGAAUAUUCUGUUAUAUAUUCUCUACUUGGUAUUGAUAUAAAUGAAUAUUCAAAAAAUGCAAAAGCUUUUCAUCAAAAUUUAAAAUUAAGCACAGGACAAGUCAGCUUAAUUCCAAUUCCAUCUUACUUUUACAAGAAGAGCUUCUACAAAUGUUUCUCCUACUUCCUCCACAACAAGCAAUGCUUGUGUAUAGGAAUUUUGCGUUACAUGGACAUUUCUCCUCUAAGCAGAAAAUCUCGUAAACUCUUCGUACUCUCCUGCCCCUCAAGGACUAUGAAAAUUGAGCAAGACGACCAGGCUUACGUAAUUUCGAACAUUACAAAGUGA
Messenger RNA from Plasmodium gonderi, 5706 nucleotides. Its product is annotated as potassium channel. NCBI's taxonomy places the organism in Eukaryota, Apicomplexa, Aconoidasida, Haemosporida, Plasmodiidae. The record is from RefSeq and is a predicted model, not a curated record. The coding region runs from base 1 to 5706 and encodes 1901 amino acids. The transcript has 2 exons.